UCCCCGGCCGGCAAGAGGCUGCGCCUGGAGCCCGACAGCGGCCCCAGGGCCGCCCCCGGCUCCCCGCCCGGCCCCAGCUCGGCUGCCCGCGGCCAGGACUGGCUGCGGGAUGCGGACAGCGACGGCAGCGACGCGGGAGACGCGGCUCCGGAUGGAUACUCCCACCUAUCAGCCUAUGAAAGGAAAAGACUAAAGAACAUCACAGAAAAUGCUAAAUUCUUUGCUGCUCUAAAGCUGCAUGAGUCAGCUGCAAGACUCAACCAACUUACCACUAAAAGGCAAUCUCAGGUCACUAAAAGGCCCAAGCCUAAGAAGGUGGAGGACGAGCCAGCGCUGCGGCGAUCCAUGCGCCUGCUCAGGGUGGAGCCUCCGCUGGACAUCCCGCUGCUGGACACGUUUUCCCGGCCAGAAGCAGAGGAAUAUCCUCCAGUUCCAGUCGGACCUUUGCCCAUGCUUCCAGAGGGCCAGGUGGCCAGCAGUAAAAGGACAGAGGCCUUACUGAGCACGUGGAUGAGGAUAAGUGAGGUGAAAGCGGAUGAUGCUGAGCGGGGCACACCUGACAUGAAGAGGUACCAGGAGAGCCUGGGCAGCAUGGUGCUGAGGGAGGAGAACAUCAGGAAGGUGGUGAAAUCCCGGGUGUGUUCCAUGGCCAUCCACCCUUCCGAAAGCACCAUCCUCGUGGCAGCUGGAGACAAGUUUGGGCACGUUGGCCUCUGGAAUGUGGGCUGCGGGACGGAGGAAGGAGCCCACAUGUUCAUCCCCCACAGCUUCCAUGUGAACUGCAUGCACUUCUCUCCCUGCAACCCUGCUCACUUGCUGUCCCUCAGCAAUAACACUCUGCGCUGUGGCGAUGUCACCAAGGCUGUCUUUGAUGAGGUCUGCAGGAGUGAGGAAGACUUGUCCUGCUUCGACUUCCUGGAAGAGAAUGCCUGCACUGCCAUAGUGAGUCAGUGGGCUGGGCCCGUGGCUCUUGUGGACAGACGGACGCCAGGGGUGUCCUCGGAGCUCUCUGUGGACAUUGGCUUCAGGAGGAUACGGACAGUCCACGUGCACCCCGUGAAAAAACAGUAUUUCCUGGCUGCUGGGUCCGUGGAUGUUUGUGUUUUUGAUGUUCGGUACCUUCGGAACACCAAGGAGAACAAGCCCCUGAGCACUCUGACAGGACACACCAAAAGUGUGGCCUCAGCCUAUUUCUCACCUGUCACUGGCAGCAGGGUGGUGACCGUGUGUGCUGAUGACAAGCUGAGGGUCUACGACACCACGUCCUUGUCACCCACUGUCACACUGCUCAGCUCCAUCAGCCACAACAACAACACGGGCCGCUGGCUGAGCCGCUUCAGGGCCAUCUGGGACCCCAAGCAGGAGCACUGCUUCCUGGUGGGCAGCAUGGCACAGCCCAGGCAGAUCGAGGUCUUCCAGGACACGGGGAAGCUGCUGCACUCCUUCUACAACGUGGACUGCCUCAACUCCGUGUGCUCCAUCAACGUGGUCCACCCCAGCCAGAACAUCCUGGUGGGAGGCAACUCCAGUGGCCGCCUCCACGUGUUCAAAUAGAAGUGUCUUAGGUCUUCAUUUUCUACCUUCCUGCACUGACUUUGUUUAUUCUGUAUUAAGCAGUUCUGAAGCUGAUUGUUGUUUCUCAGGACAGAAGUGUACUUUGAAAGUCUUAAAAUAAAUAGUUUAAACUGC
Messenger RNA from Passer montanus (Eurasian tree sparrow), 1689 nucleotides. It is a transcript of the gene WDR76, whose product is annotated as WD repeat domain 76. Gene Ontology annotation, biological process: regulation of DNA damage checkpoint. The annotation marks the transcript as partial. Gene Ontology annotation, molecular function: DNA binding; protein binding. NCBI's taxonomy places the organism in Eukaryota, Metazoa, Chordata, Aves, Passeriformes, Passeridae. Gene Ontology annotation, cellular component: nucleus. The transcript is spliced from 12 exons. The record is from RefSeq and is a predicted model, not a curated record.